Messenger RNA from Colletotrichum destructivum, 885 nucleotides. Its product is annotated as Putative 6-phosphogluconate dehydrogenase, NADP-binding, 6-phosphogluconate dehydrogenase, domain 2. Gene Ontology annotation, molecular function: oxidoreductase activity, acting on the CH-OH group of donors, NAD or NADP as acceptor; NAD binding; NADP binding. The record is from RefSeq and is a predicted model, not a curated record. The coding region runs from base 1 to 885 and encodes 294 amino acids. The transcript has 3 exons. Lineage: Eukaryota; Fungi; Ascomycota; Sordariomycetes; Glomerellales; Glomerellaceae.
AUGGCCGUCAACCUGCAUCGGAAACUCCAAUCGCACGGAGCCCGUCUUACUUUUUCAAAUCGCACCAUUUGUAAGGGCGCAACACUGGAAGAAGCCGGUGCUACAGCAAAGAAGAACAUAGUAGAGGUGGCGCAAGUAUGCGACGACAUCUUCACUAUGGUAUCAGCGGACGCCGUUCUUCUGUCGCUUAUUGAGGAGCUCCUGGCCAGCGGCAUCGACUUGACGGACAAGACAUUUAUCGACUGCUCCACGAUCCACCCCGACACGGCGUUGGCCGUGUCAGAAACCUUGCGAAAGGCCGGCGCCAACUUUGUCGCCGCCCCGGUUUUCGGGGCAAAUCCGGUCGCUCAGGCCGGGAGGCUGAUAUUUGCCAUGGCCGGGCCCCGAACCACCGUCGAGCGUCUUGAGCCGCUCAUCAUCGACGUCAUGGGACGAAAAAUUAUCAACAUGGGUGAAGAUGUCAAGAAGUCUCCGAUGCUGAAGGUGACGGGAAACGUGCUUCUUGUGGUCUUUCUCGAGGCCAUUGCCGAGGCCCAGGUCCUGGCCGAGCAAAACGGUAUCGGCACCGAUGUGAUGGAAGAUCUGAUCUUUGAGAACUUUGGGCCUGUUUUGGGCAGCUACUCGCGACGGCUGACCAGUGGUUCUUGGGCCCCCAAAGAGGGGACAGCUGGGUUCCUUGUGUCGAAUACGAUCAAGGAUGCGAAUCAUGCGCUUAGGGUAGCGAACGGCCUCGGAGUCAGGAUGCCGGCGCUCGACAUCGCGACCAACAACAUGCUAAGUGCGAGAGCAUACGGGGGCGAGAAUCUCGAUGGGGCCGCGCUCUAUGGGACGCUCAGGUCGCAGGCCGGACUCCCAUUUUGGUCGGAGAAUAGCCGACAAGGGUAA